Messenger RNA from Macrosiphum euphorbiae (potato aphid), 828 nucleotides. Lineage: Eukaryota; Metazoa; Arthropoda; Insecta; Hemiptera; Aphididae. The record is from the annotation of a GenBank genome assembly.
AUGGACAACCUCUAUUACGCAGCUUCGUCGUCGACGAUAUCGCCGCCAACAGCUGGGACGGGCAACAAUUGUAACGGUGGUGGAUCAAAGGCGUCGAAACGCCAAAAGGUCAGCCAUCAGUUUUCGGCGAAGGGUGGUCGUAACCAGAAUGGAGGCUGUGGUGGUGGUCAACCGGCAGCCGGACAAAGUCUACAGCAACAGCCGCAUCACGCCAUCGUGCCGGACCAACUCAAACUCUACAGCAAUCCGGAUAUACUGAUAUGUGGCAACUGUCGGGAGAUGUUCACCGAACUGCAAGGUCUGUUGGAUCACAAGAAGGAAUACUGCAAACUCAGGUUCACGUGCAAAUGUAACAACUCAAUCAAGCCCAAUUUCAACAACAAUAACAAAUGGCCCGGAAACUUGAACGAUGGCUGCUUGUCUCUGGUGUGCGUCCAGUGCAAAGAAUCGUUUGACAGCGCCUGGGAUCUCAUGGUGCACGCGCAAUCGGCUCACAUGAUGAACGUCUACCAGUUGACCACCAGGGACCAGGUAACGGCGUCGCCAGUGCGUACAGAAUCGGAAAACGGAUCAACGUGUUCCGUGGGCGCUCAAGUGAACAUUGACGAGGACGCAAACGGGUCGGCGGACGAGUCUCUGUGCGGUGGACGUAACGAAUUGUACGAGCCGAUUGACAGCGAUCGCGAACCCAACCUAACCUCUCCGGCGGCAAUGAGCUUCAUCAGUGAAACGGAAAAGGAGUUGACCGACACGCCGCCGAUGACAUCUUCCUGUCAGACUUGUCUCAUCCAACAGCCUAACAUCCAAGCUCUCAUGGGCGUCCACUGA